GGAUGUUAGUAGAUCAGAUUAGUAGGUUAGUAGAAGUAGACAGAUAGUGUUAGUAGUAUUAGUAGGUAAUUGCUGUUGCCGUGUAUAGUGUUGUUGAUUACAAUCUCAAUUAUUAGUCACUAUUACAUUUCAAUGAUACCAUUGUUAACCAUUGUUAAUGCAGGGAUUCGUCUGGUCUGGUGCGGACAUUCUACAGUGAUAUGAUUUGAUAUAGAACAUGUCGCCACGUCUCAACAACACACGGACUGAACGGUUUGAUUUGAUUUGAUUUUAAAAGUUUAAUUAUUCUGAAUAUUUUAGUAAAUUGUUAGGUAAUAAAGGUACUUCAAGUAUCAUUCUUGCCAAUGAAGAGUCCAGUAGAAGUGCUGUUUACUACGUCAUCAGAUCAUGACGUCCUGUUAUUAAGAGUUAACUGUUGUUGGGUCUUUUCAUUUACCCCGUGCUUUAUGCCCUCAUCCUCUCCUCAUGACUCUGAGGGUGAGAAAGAGAGGAGAGAGGGAGGGUUGGCUGUGUGUGUGUGUGUGUGUGUGUGUGUGUGUGUGUGUGUAGUGCCGACUUUAGCACUUUGCAACAUGAUCCGUGCUCACAGGCCGGGCUCUGACUGCGGUCCUUCAGCAUCCAGCCCACUGCUCCACAUGGUGGCCGAAUAAGAAAAAGGGAAGGAGAGAUAGAAGGGGGAAUGGUGAGUGAAGGAAGAAGGUGGGCCGUUUCUCUGGGACUACAUCAAGACAAAGCCAAGGCAAAGAUGAAGGAGGUGACGGGAAAUUGUGAUGCUGCUGCUACUGCUGCUGCUACUGCUGCUGCUACUGCUGCUGCUGCUGCUGCCGGUCGUGGUCUGCGUCAAACCUCCGGCUGCUCCAGGAGAUGAUGCCCUCGGUGUCUGUUAACGGACAUUCUCUGGUUUAUAGUGCGGCUCUGUGAACAGCCUCGGUGCCGGGCCCACCUAGGAUCUGUGGUCAACAUGAGGCAGGGACAGUGAUGGUCAGCCCGUGUCCAGCCGCCUCGUGCCCCUCAGCAUCUGCAUUGUAAGAAGAGAGUGCCCCCAGAGGAGGGUAAAUGUGACUAAAAUGCAGAGGUAAUACAACGACAACAGCGUGUUGUGGUUUGAUCAUCUGGACAGAGCUACAGUCGGAUUACGGGCUGUUGUUUUUGUCUUCUGCCGACAUGAAUUCGAUGUUUUUCUCCGACACUCCGCCCGCUCCGGUCUGUAACGGCCCGCCCGGGUCUGGCGCGGUGACCAGCGCCCUGCGAAACGACCUGGGCUCCAACAUCCAUGUGCUGAAAACCCUCAACCUGCGCUUCCGCUGCUUUCUCGCCAAAGUACACGAACUGGAGAGAAGGAACAAGAUCCUGGAGAGCCAGCUCCAACAGGCUCUGCAGAGGACACAGUACCGGCACCUCUACACCCGGGAGGUGGCGGUGCAGACGGACGGUCCCGAGUCACGACUGCCGGGAACCAUCUGGAGCUUCACCCACAUCCGGAGGCAAGGGGAGCGCUUCGAGACCCUGCAUGGGCCCGGGGUGACGUGGACUCACCCUGACGGAGUUGGAGUCCAGAUAGACACGAUCACACCAGAACUGAGGGCUCUGUAUAACGUACUGGCCAAAGUCAAGAGGGAGAGAGACGAGUACAAGAAAAGAUGGGAAGAGGAAGUGUCCAAACGGGAGCAGCUGGAGUCCACAGUGGAAACACUGGAGCAGAGUAUCCAGGACUCGUCAGAGAUCCAGAACGACCUGAAUGAGAAGGUGGACAGACUGAAGACUGAACUGGUGGUCUUCAAGAGUCUGAUGACCGACCAAAUGUCAGACCUGGACUCCCAGAUUCAGGAGAAAGCCAGACGCGUGGACAUGGACAUCUGCAGACGGAUCGACAUCACGGCCAAACUGUGUGACGUAGCUCAGCAGCGCAACUCAGAGGACAUGUCCAAGAUGUUCAACGUCAGUCCAGCCAGAUCGCUCCCAGAGAAGGUGAGUGACCGCCGCAGGAAGAGGUUUUUGAAACGCUCCACAGCGUCUGAUGAGGAGAGUUCAGAGAUGGACGCAGAGCCCACCCCCUCAGAGGAGGAGGCCCCCGGGUCGCUCAACAUCACAGACGAAAUGAAACGCAUGCUCAACCAGCUGCGCGAGACAUUUGAAAUCGACGAUGACUGUGACAGUCUGACGUGGGAGGAGAACGAAGAGACCCUGCUGCUGUGGGAGGACUUCACCAACUACAACGUGCCAUUUGCCAUCACUGCAGCAAACUGUACAGUGAACGGCCCCAGUGAAGCCAACGGCGAACCCGCUGAUCCGGACUCCCAGGAUGGAAGUCUUGGCAGCCUCAUUGAUGAAACAGAGUCUCUAUUUAAGACCAGAGAGCAGGAGUACCAGGAGACCAUCGGCCAAAUCGAGAUGGAACUGGCCACGGCAAAGAGUGACAUGAACCGACACCUGCACGAGUACAUGGAGAUGUGCAGCAUGAAGCGAGGCCUGGACGUCCAGAUGGAGACCUGUCGACGGAUGAUAAAAGGCGGCAGGAACUCUCCCUCCGUCAGCUCCGUGGCCAGCAGCGACUCAGGGAACACUGAUGAGAUCCAGGACGAGAACUCAGACAAGGACCCGGAGGCCGACGCCUCCGUUAGUGGUCCCGUCUCAUCCUGACCACGGUUGGUUGCCAUGACAACGUGUUCAGAGCUCCGUCCUGCUCCAACCUGGGUCUGUGAGACCUGGUCAGGUCCUGCAGCUCAGGCCCAGACCUGGUGCUUUUAUACAUUUUAGUCUGAGCGAAGCCCCCCCCCCUCCCCCUCCCCCUCACUGCUGCCUAACUGGACUCUUCCAGAAACUGAAAUGUUUUCAACUGGCUGAGGAGUAUUUUCUACUAAUUCUUACCCGUAUUACUGUCCUUUUUUUUCUAAAGGAAUUGAAAAUAGUACAUAUUGUGCUUCUUGUUCUGUGAACAAUGAAUCGUUGUCCACUGAGAAAUAAGAGUUUAAAAAAGUCAUUUAUCUUUGAGUUCUACUGAAGCUGUGGAAGGCUGGAGCCCAGCUCUGUUGGUUGGACUUUCUGGUUUGUUUGAGUGGAAGUGGAGAGAUUUACAGUCAGGCGGAACGGAGCGCAGCCUUUUUAACGCCUCAGUGAUCAUCACUACUGAAGUUCUAUGCAAUUUAGCUGGCCUUAUUUUUGGACUGGCUUCUCACUCUUCGUCACUCUUCAUCACCACCAGUACGGUUCCAGCCU
Cynoglossus semilaevis (tongue sole) is the source of this 3216-nucleotide messenger RNA. RefSeq names its product intermediate filament family orphan 2b (gene iffo2b). The coding region runs from base 1165 to 2640 and encodes 491 amino acids. Lineage: Eukaryota; Metazoa; Chordata; Actinopteri; Pleuronectiformes; Cynoglossidae. The record is from RefSeq and is a predicted model, not a curated record. The transcript has 8 exons.